Tetrahymena thermophila SB210 is the source of this 495-nucleotide messenger RNA. RefSeq lists its product as hypothetical. The transcript has a single exon. The record is from RefSeq and is a predicted model, not a curated record. Lineage: Eukaryota; Ciliophora; Oligohymenophorea; Hymenostomatida; Tetrahymenidae.
AUGAGGAAGACUAUCAAAAGCAAAGAUAUAAAGUAGAUUAAGCACACAAUUAGAUAUUCAUAAUUUAUAAACACAUUGUUAUCUGUAAUUGUCAAAUCGCAAGCCUUUUCCAUUGAUAGAGAUUCAUAAAAUUAGCAUAAUAUCAUCCAUAUAAAAUUAAUGCUACCAGAAUAAGAGUCUUCAAACUAUUAUUCCUUGCCUUGUGAUGAAUUUUUAUUCAACUAAUCACAAACUCUUUUAUCUUUUUUAAGGGCUUUCAUAACAACAUUUAUAUUCUCUUAAAAGAUAUUAUUAUCAUGGCAAACUGAAAUAUUACAAAUUGUCCUUUCAUUUAAAGUAAUGAUCAUAUUCAACAUCAAAAUGACUGCUACUAUUGUUACGAACAAAAUUAUUUUGAGUCUCUAUUAAGCAUUGUUUUCUUUUUUGAGCAGUAAAAAAAACAAAGCACCAAUAAGCAGCAAAAAUAUGAUCGAAGAUAUGUUCUAGCAUUUGUGA